AAAGAAACUUGGAUCUGAGAAAAAUAUUCAAGGACAAUGCAAGCCAACUCCAACCAAAUGCUUGGUCUGCCAGGAACUGCAGGCACUGAGAAUGUCUCAGCUUCUCAAUAUGCAAGGUUGACAGGAGAAGGCUCUUGUCUUCAUUCUGGAGAUGUGCAUAUCCAGAUAAACUCCAUACCGAAAGAAUGUGCUCAAAAUCCAAGCUCCAGAAAUGUAAGGUCAGGUGUCCACAGCUGUAGCCAUGGAUGUGUACACAGUCGCUUGCAGAGUCACGCCUACAGUGAAGCAAGGCAGCCAGAUGAUACUGCUACGGAGUCGGGAGAACAUGGCAGUAACUCCUUCUCAGAAUUCCGCUCUCUCUUCAAGUGGUUGCAAAAAAGCCUUCCAUAUAGUCUGAUUCUGAGUGUCAAACUUGUUAUGCAGCAUAUAACAGGAAUUUCUCUUGGAAUUGGACUGCUAACAACUUUUAUGUAUGCAAACAAAAGCAUUGUAAAUCAGGUUUUUCUAAGAGAAAGGUGCUCAAAGAUUCAGUGUGCUUGGUUACUGGUAUUCUUAGCAGGAUCUUCUGUUCUUUUAUAUUAUGCCUUUAAUUCUCAGUCACUUUAUUACAGCUUAAUUUUUUUAAAACCUGCUUUGGACCAUUUGAGCUUCUGGGAAAUACUUUGGAUUGUUGGGAUUACAGACUUUAUUCUGAAAUUCAUUUUCAUGGGCUUAAAAUGUCUUAUUUUACUGGUGCCUUCUUUCCUCAUACCUUUUAAAUCCAAGGGUUUCUGGUACAUGCUUUUAGAAGAAUUAUGUCAGUACUACCGAACUUUUGUUCCCAUACCAGUUUGGUUUCGUUAUCUUAUAAGCUAUGGGGAGUUUGGCAAUGUAACAAGAUGGAGUCUGGGGAUAUUGCUGGCUUUACUCUACCUCAUAAUGAAACUUUUGGACUUUUUUAGACAUCUGAGAACUUUCAGGCAGGUUUUGCAAAUAUUUUUUACUCGACCUAGUUAUGGGGUGGCUGCCAGCAAGAGACAGUGUUCAGAUGUGGAUGAUAUUUGUUCAAUUUGUCAAGCUGAAUUUCAGAAGCCAAUUCUGCUUAUCUGUCAGCAUAUAUUUUGUGAAGAAUGCAUCGCCUUAUGGUUUAACAGAGAGAAAACAUGUCCUCUAUGCAGAACUGUAAUUUCAGAACAUAUAAACAAAUGGAAAGAUGGAGCAACUUCUUCACACCUUCAAGUAUAUUAA
This is a messenger RNA of Elephantulus edwardii (Cape elephant shrew), 1227 nucleotides long. It is a transcript of the gene RNFT1, whose product is annotated as ring finger protein, transmembrane 1. The record is from RefSeq and is a predicted model, not a curated record. Bases 37 to 1227 code for a protein of 396 amino acids. Gene Ontology annotation, cellular component: endoplasmic reticulum. Gene Ontology annotation, biological process: positive regulation of ERAD pathway. Gene Ontology annotation, molecular function: ubiquitin protein ligase activity. The transcript is spliced from 8 exons. NCBI's taxonomy places the organism in Eukaryota, Metazoa, Chordata, Mammalia, Macroscelidea, Macroscelididae.